Cylicostephanus goldi is the source of this 222-nucleotide messenger RNA. NCBI's taxonomy places the organism in Eukaryota, Metazoa, Nematoda, Chromadorea, Rhabditida, Strongylidae. The record is from the annotation of a GenBank genome assembly.
AUGAUGGGUGACCAAACGAGCCCAAAGCCGAGCACUUCGCAAAAGUAUCAGCGCUUAUCGUGGACGGAAGUUGUCAAUCGUGAAUGGUCAACCUCGUUUAUCAUAUGCUCAACUUGCAUAGCCAUCAUGAUGGUUGUCAUGAUAAUUUUCGGUAUAUGCACUUUCAUCUACCUGCAGACCCAGCCGCGUGGAGGAAAGAAACUCUACACGGCUAGAGAAUAA